Molecule: messenger RNA, 856 nt
Organism: Dinoponera quadriceps
Lineage: Eukaryota; Metazoa; Arthropoda; Insecta; Hymenoptera; Formicidae
Exons: 2
Coding region: 1-726 (241 amino acids)
Source: RefSeq, a predicted model, not a curated record
AUGGGUACGCAUCUCCGGAAUUUAAAAAAGAAAACAAAGGGCCUCGGCGGAAAAGGUAAACUAACUGGCAAAUUGAUCGAUGAACUGUCAAUUUAUUAUGGUCUAGCGAUACGCAGAAAUCAUGAAUCUGUAGAGAAAAUGAGGACUGCGAUCUACGCAACGCUAGAUCACAAAUUAUCAACAGAUGCCAAGCCCAAGCACGAUCACUGCCCGAGCGGAGAAAAUUCGUGGUGCUCGUGGCAAAAGGCCAAGGCCACUGGAACUUUGGACGAAUAUACACAUAAACCACCUUUACAUGAAGAAGUAUACAAGGCUAUAACUCCAAUUUAUGAAAAGUUAACCAGUGAUGACCUACUCACUCGUUGCAUAGGCGGCUUCACUCAAAACAGUAAUGAGAGUUUCAACGCUACAGUAUGGUCAAUGGCCCCGAAAAUGUCAUCCAGUGGCAAAAAUGUACUUCACACAGCUGUAUAUAUUGCUGCAGGUACUUAUAAUGAUGGCCUCACAAGUGCCAUGAGAGUCAUGCAGAACAUAGGCAUCAAAAUUGGGCCGAACUGCUACAAUUACUGUCAAGAGACAGAUCAAAACCGCAUCAAAUUAUCCGAUCGUUCGCUCUCAGAUGCUGCAAGAAGGUCUCGAAUCGAACAGAAGGUAUCCAGAAAGGAAGAAGAUGAGUUUCACGUGUCCAUGGAAGGUAAAAUGUACGGCGCAGGCAUCGCAGACUGAAGGUAUAACAAAAUUUUCAGCACGUAAAACUUUAAACGCGUUUUUCUCGAAACUGCAUUUUUCAAAUCGGGCGACGAUGGUACUCGGAGACUAUCGCACGUAUCCACUUGAAAUUUUAACUGUAGCUUCA